AUGGAGCUUGUGGUGACGCUGCCGGCGGAGGUCUUCCGCUGCCGGAUCUGCUUCGUCACCAAGGCUGCCGGGAGACCAACUUUUGGCGAGUACAAGGACCACUCGGCCCUUCUCCGCCACUACAGGAGGCUGCACGACCCGGAAACGGUCCCCAUUUUCGGGUGUCUGUUUUGCGGCCGACGCGACCCGCGGCUGAAGAUGCUGCGUGCACAUCUGCGGUUCUGCAAUGCAGAGUCCGCCACCCCCGGCGCUGCCAGUCGGGGGAGAGCGUCUGCGACGCCCAGGACGGCGGUGGUUGCUACCCCCGCGUCGUGUGUACUGUGUGUGCGCACGCCGAGGAGGUCUGGCAUCCCCCUGCCGACACGCUCUGCGACGUCAACCGCGCCGCCACGAGUGCCGAGCGCAAGUUCGGGAGGUGAAGGCAGCACGCUGCCGACGCCUGCCGCCGAACGCGUCGCUCCGGCCAGAGGCGCAGUGUCCGGCAAAAGCCGCGGCUCGCCACUGCCCGCGCCGGCCAUUGCACCCAGUGGCAUACGCUGGCCACGUCGUGCGGCUGCCGCAGACGCCUCCCGCCCGCCAUCUGUCGGGAGCGUGGGUACCGGCCUGGGACUGCCGCCCGCAUUCGCUACGCCGCCAACAGGUGACUCUGUGAUGCGGGUGGGCAGUGGCAGGCGGUUUGCCUCGCUCGCCGCGGCCGACGCAGACCACCGCUUCCGGACCGACGGCGCAUUAUACCGCCCAGUCCGCGUAACAGAGGCCCGGCGCGAGCUACACCUCGUGUUUCUCGCGCCCGCGGCGGGCCGCUGGCGACCGCCGGGCCAUCUGUUGGCGGCGUGGCGAACAACAGGCGCGGUGCGCCUGACCCGAGCGCCAAGCCACCAGCAGCAGCGCACCGCGGCCAGGGCCGCGCCGACGCUGCUGCCAAUCCCCCUCCCCCUGCCCCUACACGCGGCCGCAGUGGGCAGCGCAGUGGACGUGGUGCACGGCGCGCGGCGGCCGCCGAGCGUCGGUACGACGCGAGUGCAGCGUCAGAUUCAGAAGCUGUACCGCGCGGACCAGCGCAAGGCGAUGCAGCACGUCCUUGGCGAGACGUCGCCGUACUGCCAAAUCAAUGGCAACGUGCUCACGGAGCACUUCAGGAAAACAUACACUAAGUCUGACUUUUAUGUUUCAGAUGCACCAGCUGCUGUCCCGGACUUUGCCGCCACCACGCCUCCUGAUGUCAGCGAGGAGGUCCUGCCGCCGAUCACCCCUUCAGAGGUGCAACAGCGGCUCCAGAAGGCGAGCAAUACUGCUCCUGGGGCAGACGGAGUCACCCACUCCGACUUGCGACGUGAGUAUCCUGGCUGCCAUGUGCUAGCUAGGAUCUUCUCGCGCUGCUGGAAUGAGCGGAAGACUCCGGUGCAGUGGAAAGUAUCCACUACCGUCCUCAUCCACAAGAAAGGGGACGUCUCGGACGUGAUGAACUGGCAGCCUUUAGCAUUGAGCUCCACCGUCUCUAAGCUCUUUGCUGCAAUCGUUGCGGAUCGUACAACCCUCUGGGCAGAGCGUUUGAACCCGCUCUCCCCAGAACAGAAGGGUCUCCGCACUUUUGAAGGCUGCUAUGAGCACAACUUCAUUGUACAGACGGCGAUUGAUGAUGCAAGGCGCAGGGGAGGCCAAGCAUGCUUUGCUUGGCUUGACCUGGCGAAUGCUUUCGGCUCAGUGCCUCACGCUCACCUCCUUGGAGUACUGAGCGGGAUGGGACUACCAGAGCAAUUGCACCACCUAAUUGCCGAUAUGUACAAUGGUUGCUCCACCCGCGUCCGUACAUCUGACGGAGGAGAUUGA
This is a messenger RNA of Schistocerca americana (American grasshopper), 1830 nucleotides long. RefSeq lists its product as uncharacterized. Bases 1 to 1830 code for a protein of 609 amino acids. The transcript has 3 exons. NCBI's taxonomy places the organism in Eukaryota, Metazoa, Arthropoda, Insecta, Orthoptera, Acrididae. The record is from RefSeq and is a predicted model, not a curated record.